UAAAUAUUUCAAUUCUUUCUGCGUUUACAGGUGCUGUAUUGUUUUAGUUCCUCUGUUCAUGGUGAUUACUGAAGCGUCACUGGUCACUGUUAAGGGUUUAAUCGGAGGUUCUGUCGUUUUACCGUGUUCUUCUGAAGAACCUCAGCUUACAGUUCAAGACAUCACAGUGAAUUGGAAAUAUCAUGAUAGACUGAAAGUGCUUGACAUUAUUAAGGGCAAAGGCUCUGGACAAGGACAGGAUCAAUCAUUCAAGAACAGAACUGAAACCUUCCCUGAAGAGUAUACGAAAGGAAACUUCUCACUCAAACUCAAAAAUCUUCAGCACAGUGACAGAGGAAAGUACCAGUGCUACAUCACAGAGGAAUCAGUCAUCAGGACUGUGGAGCUUUUCAUCGAAGUGCCUGUGCGGGACCCAGUUGUGGGAUUUAUUGGAGGUUCUGCUGUUUUACCCUGUUCUGCUAAAGAACGCCAACUUACGACUGAAGACAUCACAGUCAGUUGGAGACACAAUAAGACCCUGGAAGUGUUUGACAUUAUUAAGGGUAAAGUCUCAGUGGAAGAACAGGAUUCAGUAUUCAAGAACAGAACCGAAACCUUCCCUCAGGAGUAUCUGAAAGGAAACUUCUCACUCAAACUCAACAAUCUUCAACUCAAUGAUACGGGAAUCUACAAAUGCUACAUCAGGAAUGAAUUACUAAUUCACAGUGUGAAACUAGAAAUAAACCAAGGAGCUCAAUCGAGACCAGAGAAGAUUUUACUUGUAGUGCCUUUUCUCUCGGUUUCCAUUCUGCUCUUUAUGUGAGUAUUGGCAGAAGGAACUACAGUAUAGCAGUGUU
Rhinichthys klamathensis goyatoka is the source of this 836-nucleotide messenger RNA. RefSeq names its product CD276 antigen homolog. The record is from RefSeq and is a predicted model, not a curated record. The transcript has 4 exons. Gene Ontology annotation, biological process: T cell costimulation; cell surface receptor signaling pathway; negative regulation of T cell proliferation. Bases 59 to 802 code for a protein of 247 amino acids. Lineage: Eukaryota; Metazoa; Chordata; Actinopteri; Cypriniformes; Leuciscidae. Gene Ontology annotation, cellular component: external side of plasma membrane.